This is a messenger RNA of Pseudophryne corroboree (corroboree frog), 5276 nucleotides long. It is a transcript of the gene CLMN, whose product is annotated as calmin. Bases 70 to 2826 code for a protein of 918 amino acids. Gene Ontology annotation, biological process: nuclear migration. Gene Ontology annotation, molecular function: actin filament binding. The transcript is spliced from 13 exons. Gene Ontology annotation, cellular component: nuclear outer membrane; cytoplasm; meiotic nuclear membrane microtubule tethering complex. The record is from RefSeq and is a predicted model, not a curated record. Lineage: Eukaryota; Metazoa; Chordata; Amphibia; Anura; Myobatrachidae.
GUGUGUCUCUCACACCUUCCCCUCAGUAAUCCUGAUAUAUAAACACUGUGUGACUGGUUGUAACAGCACAUGGCAACUGACUUGUGUACAUACACCUAUUGUGCAUCACAGGGUGUGGAUGCCCUGAUUGCAAACACACAUAAUGUGACAUGGGCAGGGUUGAGUUGCUGUACAUUAAUGUACAGAAGUUUAGAUCCGCACAGUUGUGAGCACACCUUCAUUCCAGGCAGAUUGUUUCUUUGGAAAGCACCCGUCAGACACCGAGCAGCUCCGUGCCGGGCAAUGGAGUACAGGAAAGGCCGCUGGGUGGAACGGGAGAAUGUGCAGAAGAGAACAUUUACCCGAUGGAUAAAUCUGCAUUUGGAGAAGUGCAGCCCUCCCAUGGAAGUCAAAGAUUUGUUUGUUGAUAUACAAGAUGGAAAAAUGUUGAUGGCGCUGCUGGAGGUGCUGACGGGACAGAACCUGCUCCAUGAAUAUAAAUCAUCAACUCAUCGUAUCUUUCGUCUGAACAACAUAGCCAAGGCACUAAAGUUUUUGGAAGAUAGUAACGUGAAGCUAGUCAGCAUCGAUGCUGCCGAAAUCGCUGAUGGAAACCCGUCGCUGGUCCUUGGUUUAAUCUGGAACAUAAUCCUGUUCCUGCAGAUUAAGGAACUCACAGGCAAUCUGAAUAGAAUGUCCUCCUCUUCCAGUCUGUCCUCCCUGCCUAGUGGGAGCGAGUCUGACACAUCUCAUCCCGGCACUCCGAGCACAGAGAAGAGCAUGUCUGUUUCAAUUAAGGAUCAACGCAAAGCCAUCAAAGCUCUUCUGUACUGGGUUCAGCAGAGGACAAGGAAGUACGGAGUCGCAGUACAGGACUUCGCAAGUAGCUGGAGAAGCGGCCUGGCGUUCCUAGCUGUUAUUAAAGCCAUAGACUCCAGCCUGGUCGACAUGAAGAAAGCAUUGGAGAAAUCUCCCAGGGAAAAUCUUGAAGAUGCGUUUAGCAUUGCCCAACAGAGUCUCAGGAUCCCGCGGCUUCUGGAACCAGAGGACCUGAUGGUGGACUUUCCCGAUGAACACUCUAUAAUGACCUAUGUGACACAGUUCCUUGAGCAUUUUCCAGAACUCAACUCGGAUGACUUUACAAACCAGACUGAAGAGGCUCCACUAGAAAUUACGUAUGUACAUUAUAAGGACGGUCCAACAGAGGAAGAGGGAACAAUUUUUACAGUGAAUAAAGAUGAGGAUAAGGACUAUUCAAUGGAGUUUGAGACCAGACCUCUGACACCCCCAGAGACCCAUGACUAUGCUGCAGUAGAUAUUCCGUACGACAGCAAGCCCAUAUCUGAGGCAAGGGUAAAGAAUCCCUUCCAGGUCUCAGCGGAGAUGAAACGAGGCCCAGUACUGCAUACAGCGGCUGGUUUCAAAAGUAACCAUGUUUCACGACAACUACAAAUGUCUCCAACCAGAUCUAGUUUAUCUGUGAAAAGUCCUGACCGUCCUGGUACAAGUGAAAACCGUGAAGACCGAAAUGGAGAAGCUGCUAUUCAUCACACUGACUCCAUGGAGGACAAUAGACCCAACUCUACUUUUGUUGGACCCAAAGGACCGCAAUACAUGCUGUCUCACAUCCACAACUCUAGCAACUCUUCAUCAUCAUUUUCAUCCAUUUCUGACAAGGAACCCAGUGAUCAAAAACAAAAGUAUCAGGCUGACAAUGGCACAGCACAGCCAACACUCAAGGCCAAUCACAAUGAUCCACUGCCAUCAUAUAAGGUCAGUGAAGAGGAUGAUGCCUUCAAAUAUGUCUUGCAUUCACCCAAAGAUAGUUCAAGAGGUGAUCACAAAAAACAGAUGACUGUCUUCCAGGCGUAUAAAGCAAGCACUGAAGACCAGCCCGACCACAAAAGUCAUCAUCUGACUUCCAAUGUAGACAGUGGACUAGAGGAAACAGAUGAGACGGAUAGCACAAGUCCCCCAAAGAUUUCUGUCAUCCCUCAUGACUUAUUUUACUAUCCCCAUUACAGUGUCCCCAUCGCAGAUGUCUUACAAGCCUUUGCCGACACCAGUCCAGAUAGCAGCAUUAAGAAGACUAGGGCAUUUGAUGAUACAUCUGAGGGCUUUACAGAUGACACUGACUCAUUCAGUGGACACUACUUAGACACCGAGACAGCAGAAAAUGGAAUCUCAGAAGCAGAAUCUCCAUUAACAGUAGGUCUGGAUGGCUCUGCAUGGGAUCUGAGGUUCGAAAAGACUAGUUCACCAGAAUGCCCAGUGGGAUUACUAUCUAAUGGAUCAAUACCCCAACCUAUCCAUGACCUACAGAACAGCAAUGUAUCCUUCGAUCCUGGUUACAGCAAACCCUAUCAGGGGGUUGGACGCAAUGAAAGUCCAAAGAAGAGCCUGGAGGAGAAGGCAACAAGUAGAAAAGGUUUAAUUAAUAAAAAAGCAGAAAUAGAAGAUGAGGGUCUCCUGGAAAGUGACAAGGCAGCGAAUCUCACUGCAGAAAUCCAGGAGAGGAAGCUCAAAGAUCUCCGUUUUUCAAGAGACAUCCAGAGCGAUCCCCACGUGUACAAGAGGAGGGAGCUGAACAUCUGCGAGCAGUUGAACUCUGGAGCUCUUCAAAGCACCAGCGAGGAUGGAGACCAACCUUCACAACUCAGGAAAGAAGGGGAUGGCAAUACAGCCCCAUUGGAAAGAAUGGCUGAUGGAUCUAGACUUUCAUUUUUGAACAAACAGCUACCCGACAUGUACUACAUGGUCGUCCUGCUCUGGCUCCUUUGCUACUGCUUCCUGAUCCUCCCGGAGUUGGAUAUGAGCAAAGUUAAAUUUUUGGCAUACAACAAUUAAAUGCUGCCGCAUAAUUAGGAGAUGUCGCAUGAUUUCAGAUGGGCACGUAUUUAUCUUGAAAAUGUUCUCCAGCAAUAAUGUAACCUGCUGAUGCUCAUGUCUUUAUAAUAGCACAUAGCUAAGCAGGUAUGGUACAUCAGUAACCAAAAUAAUAACAUUUUGUGCCUUUGUGCAAAGAAACGCGUUUCGUCGCACCUUAACCCUUCUCCCUGACUCAGUCAGUUCCUGUAACCUAAAAGCUAACCUAGAUGCUUCCUGGGCUUCUGCUAUCUAUAGGUGGUUAUCUUAUUUUAUGUCACAACUCAACGACGUCUUCCUGACCUUUAGACUUUUUUGGCAGAAGGACCAAUCAAUUUAUUGAAACAUAAAUUGGUAAAUAAUUGGAUAGUGAUAGUCAUUGAAAGACACAUUGAUAUUAGAACUCGAGCUCCGAGGACAGGCAUCCUUGAACUGGUUCAUUUUAAUUGUCUCCUGCUCACUUCGGUCUCAUGGCACAUGAUCAAUAUGUGAAGUAACCUUAAAAAUCACACUAAACACAUGAAAUGUUGACAUUAAAAAAUAAAAUAAAGGAAAUUGACAUACUUCAGUAGUAACCAGACAUUCUACUGCAGCUGUAUAAAGUAUAAAACGCCCCCCUACUCCAUUAUAGAUAGCUGUCAUGUAGGAAAUGCAAAGGUAUGAAACCGCACAGUAAUUGCUGUUUGUGACGUCAUGCACCUCAUUUUGCACCAAUGUAGGGCAAGAUGGCAGCACUUGUGAAGAUGCAGAUUUUGUACCAAAUGGUUGGAGGAGAUCAAGGGGGUGAUUCCGACUUGAUCGUAGCUGUGCAGUUCUGGCUUGAUCGCUGUGCUGCGAAGAACUGCAGCGAGCGUUCAGGUCAGAAUGACCCCCCCCAAGAUACUUAAGAUCAGAUUGUGUUCCUGUAUAUUGGGAUAUGUAAUUAUAUAAUUUAAUGGGAUGCAGGAAAUCAUGUUUCUAGCUGACCAAUGAAAUAAUAGGGGAAAAGUGGCCCCUGUAACAAAUGGUCUUGAUACCCUAUUGCUCCGAUGACUAAUGUAUGACAUAUAUGAGGAUAAACCUAUUUGUAUGUUAGAAACACAAUGCAAAAAUAAAGUGAAAUGAAUGUAGGGGAGGAUCCUAAAGGGGAAGCAGACUGUACUUUGAUGUGGUAUUUUUACUAUAUCCACCCAGUGCAUUGUGCAGUGCAACCGCCAAGUCACAAAGUUAUGCAGAUUGUUCUCCCCAGGACUGUUCCCUAGUCCAUAGAAUGGGUGUGUAGUUCUGCAGAACACGUCUGUAGGCUGUCAGGCACUCUCAGUCCGCUCUGUUAGACUAGCAUCCCUCUUGUGACAUAACUUACUCCCACAGAAGUGAAAGAGAGCAUACUGGACACACUAUCUAUAGUAUAAAACUCCAGUUAUUGUAUAAACACCAUUGCAGGCAGCAUUGUUUUAUGUAUAAUAAGGGAGUACAUUUAAAUUGUCGGCUGUCGGGAUCCCGGCGUUAAAUUGCUGGCUGUCAGGAUCCCGGCGUUCAGGAUACUGAUGACGGGUCUCGAUAGCUGGCAAUGCCAGCAGCCGGAAUACCCACGAAACAGGGCUGUUGCCACUCGUGGGUGUCCACGACACACAUAGAGCAGGGAUAGAACCUGUGGCUCGCGCAGCGAGCCUCAGUGCCCGCAGCGUGGAGAGUGCAGCGAGCCCGCAAAGGGACUCUUUGCGCUCUAUCCGCUGCUGGCAUACAGGCGGCCGGGAUGCCGCUGUUGGUAUACUGAUGACCGAAAUCCCGGCUGCCGGUAAAUCCUACUCAACCCAAUAGCAGCAAAAUGUAAAAGAAGCUAUAGAACUUACAAAAAAUAGAUGGUAGGGUGUCAUAUAUUGACGCUAAAUAUAUACUGAACCCAUGACUUGAAUCAAUAAAUAAACUUCAUAGCUAUAGAGCAAUGAUCAGCAAAGUUGUAGAUAUUCAAGUACUGGUAACACAGUACCGGAUAAUCGGGUCAGAAAAGAAGUUACCCUCACAUAAAGCUCUUAGGGCAGAUUUAUUAAGCUCGGUGAAGUGAUAAAUUGGAAGGUGAUAAAGUACCAGCCAAUCAGAUCCUAACUAACAUGUAUUUGAAAAAUGACAGUUAGGAGCUGACUGGCUGGUCCUUUACCACCUUCCAAUUUAUCACUUUACCGAGCUUAAUAAAUCUGCCCCUUAGUUUUCAUCUUUUAUCCUGAACACGUAAUCCUCACCGAUGGAAGCUGCCAGUGACGUGUCCUAAAGUGUUCUCGCAUUUCUCAUCACCUUUUUCUUGCUCUGGCGCCAAAAAAGAGCUAAAGACUCGGGACCAUUUUUUUAUCUUUUUUAAAUCUAUGUUGUGUUAUUAAUGUAUCUGAAGCCAUGGACAGUACGGAAUUCUGUGUAUAUAAGAGUAUGUUAUAUAAUAAAAUGUUAUGUAUAUUCCA